Heteronotia binoei (common prickly gecko) is the source of this 1344-nucleotide messenger RNA. RefSeq names its product T-box transcription factor 22 (gene TBX22). The transcript has 7 exons. Gene Ontology annotation, biological process: positive regulation of DNA-templated transcription; cell fate specification; regulation of transcription by RNA polymerase II. Lineage: Eukaryota; Metazoa; Chordata; Lepidosauria; Squamata; Gekkonidae. Gene Ontology annotation, cellular component: nucleus. The coding region runs from base 112 to 1344 and encodes 410 amino acids. The record is from RefSeq and is a predicted model, not a curated record. Gene Ontology annotation, molecular function: DNA-binding transcription factor activity, RNA polymerase II-specific; RNA polymerase II cis-regulatory region sequence-specific DNA binding.
GGAGAAACGUCGCUGGCCCUUCCGGAGGAAACCCGAGAAGCGGCGGGGGAGAUCCAGGUGGACCUGCAAGGCUCGGAGCUCUGGAAAAGGUUCCACGAAAUCGGGACGGAGAUGAUCAUCACCAAAGCCGGCAGGCGAAUGUUUCCCUCGGUGAGAGUCAAAGUGCGAGGCCUGGAUCCGGUGAAACAGUACUACAUCGCCAUCGACGUGGUGCCCGUCGACUCGAAAAGAUACAGAUAUGUCUACCACAGCUCCCAGUGGAUGGUGGCCGGGAACACGGACCACUCCUGCAUCACGCCCCGGCUGUACAUUCACCCGGAUUCCCCUUGUUCCGGAGAGACAUGGAUGCGACAGAUCAUCAGCUUCGAUCGGGUGAAGCUGACCAACAAUGAGAUGGACGACAAAGGGCAUAUUAUUUUGCAGUCCAUGCACAAAUACAAGCCCCGCGUUCAUGUCAUUGUCCAGGAUUCCCGAUUUGAUUUGUCCCAGAUCCAGUCCUUACCAGCCGCUGGCGUGCAGACUUUCUCUUUUAAAGAAACCGAGUUCACAACCGUCACGGCUUAUCAAAACCAGCAGAUUACAAAGCUGAAGAUAGAUCGGAAUCCCUUUGCUAAAGGGUUUAGAGACCCCGGAAGGAACAGAGGAGUAUUGGAUGGACUGCUGGAAUCGUAUCCGUGGAGGCCAUCGCUGACUCUGGACUUCAAAUCGUUUGGGGGAGAAACUCAAGGUGCAAGUCCUGGCUCUUCCCCUGUGACUCCCUCCGUCGGAACCCCUUCUCCUCUCGGCUCCCUCCUGUCGUCCCCCGCCUGUUCUGCUCCCGCAUUCCACUUGUCUGCAAGCAACGUCGGGAUGUCCUGCCCGGAAUCUUACCUCCACCAUCUCGGCCUCCCCCUCUGCUACAGGCUCUGCCCGACCGGCCUUUUAAGGCAGCCAUCGCUGAUGUUCCCCGGCCAUGACAAACUGGGCCACGCGGCCAGCCCUCCCCUCCUGCCCCAUUUCAUGGUGGACGUGCCCUCCCUGUCUUCCCUCAGCAUCCGGAACGUGAAAAGCGGCAAAGCUGAAGACUCGAAUGGACCCGGCCUGCCAGGCCCUGCUUCUGCCAGUCACGUGUUCUACGGUUUGCACGCGUCCGGAAACAUUUUCCCCUCCGGUCCCAUUACCCGGGAAGCGCUGAAUUGUGCUCUGCACCCCCCGUACGGUUUCUACGGCUAUAACUUGGCAGUGCCUUCCAGGCUGAUGAAUGCGGCUGGCCAUUUCAAAGCCGGCAAUGGCCUCCCGUCCCCUCUCCGAGAGGGCAGAUGUGGCCAUCCCCACUGGCCGGCAGCAAUCAACCACUGCCUCUGA